Ambispora gerdemannii is the source of this 918-nucleotide messenger RNA. The record is from the annotation of a GenBank genome assembly. NCBI's taxonomy places the organism in Eukaryota, Fungi, Glomeromycota, Glomeromycetes, Archaeosporales, Ambisporaceae.
AUGACUAAAAUUACCGAAGUUACUCCUUUGGAACUUAAAGGCGACGCUAAAAAAUCAACGUUAAUUGCAGCUCGUCCAGUCAUUACUGUGCGCGAGGCUCUCAAGAUGCUUGCCACUCAUAACAUUACCUCACUCCCUAUAUACUCUCAUACCUCUAACAAGAUAGUCAACAUUGUGAAUCUCUCUGAUAUACUAAACUACAUUAUAAAGGAAGCCGUCGCAGACGAAAAGCAUCCUAUCGCAAUGAACAGUGAAAAAGUAAUUAAUUUGGAUAACACUAUUGAGGCGGUAAUGACUUUGGACGUUGAUAGAGAGAGUUAUCGUAUUUACGUAUCGGACGCUCACGAAGGAUUAAAAAAGACUUUAGAAGCUUUUUCAAAGGGGAUUCAUCAUUCUUUAGUUAUCGACUACACCGAAAAGACGCCGCCAUAUAUUUUGACACAAACCGACAUUGUACGAUAUAUACAUAGUCAUCCUGAAUCAGUGCCAGGAAUUAGCUUUGAUGCAUCUUUGCAAUCUCUGGGAUUGGGUCUCCGAGAUCAUGAAGUUGUUGCUGGGUAUGUGAACGAAUCUGCGUUGAAUGUGUAUAGGCGAAUGGCCGAGAAAAAUUUGAUGGGAAUCCCGAUUUUGGAUAGUGAUGAUAAUCUAAUCCUAAGUCUCUCUGUUUCUGAUCUCCGUGGCAUGAAUUAUCAAUCUAUCGAUAACCUCAUAUUACCAGUUCGAGAAUUCUUGACGACGAUUCCCAACAACGAAAACGUUUUCCAUCCUAUAACGGCCACACGUCAAAGCACCCUACGUGAAGUACUUGAUCUAAUCGUAAAAAAUCACAUUCAUCGAAUUUGGAUUGUCGAUGAAUCUCGAAAAAUUUUGGACGUGUUGACAUUGUCAGACAUAAUUGGGUUCCUUACAAAACUUUGA